AAAAACCAUGGGAAUUUCUGUUGCGCUAUUUUUUUUAUCACCAAAACUCCAAGGAUUUCAUCAAAGAGUAGUCAAAGCGACAGAUCAAUGGAAUAGGGGCAUCAUGGUCCUUCGACGUUCUCGCCCUAGAAAUUCAGAAUCGUAAUUCAAUGAUCGAGAAAGGAACCAUUUUGCAGAUUUUGAUCCAGAAUGCUUUGAUUGGUUACACAGAUUGAAUUGAGGCAUUGAAAUUAGAGACACACGAGUCGUUCGUUCUUCGUUCUCUCCAAAAUGAACCACCAUUCAAUAAUGGAAAUGCCUGUUGUUGAUGCCGUGUACGGUGCAGAAAUUCGAAAAGCUCGUCGAGACUUACAUCAUCUGAUCUCUAGCAAAAGUUGUGCCCCGAUCAUGCUCCGUUUAGCAUUUCAUGAUGCUGCAACUUAUUGCAAGGAGACGCAGACGGGAGGUCCAAAUGGCUCCAUUAGGAAGCCGGAAGAGUUUGAACAAAGCGUUAACAAAGGACUGAAAACUGCCAUUGACUUUUGCGAACAAAUAAAGUUAAAGCAUCCAAUGAUUUCAUAUGCUGACAUUUAUCAGCUUGCGGGUGUCGUUGCUGUUGAGGUCGCCGGUGGUCCUACCAUUGAAUUUAUUCCUGGUAGAAAGGUCACCAGUAGACAGGUUCGAUGACCAGGUUUUGAGAAGACGGAGCACACUCAAGACUCGUCUUUUAUUUUGAUUCAUGUUUUGGUGUCUCAUUACAAUGAAAGAACACAUUUAUAUGAAAUUAUACUAUUAAUGCAAUAAAUG
Messenger RNA from Lactuca sativa (garden lettuce), 786 nucleotides. Lineage: Eukaryota; Viridiplantae; Streptophyta; Magnoliopsida; Asterales; Asteraceae. The record is from RefSeq and is a predicted model, not a curated record.